This is a messenger RNA of Drosophila persimilis, 1370 nucleotides long. RefSeq lists its product as uncharacterized. Gene Ontology annotation, molecular function: nucleic acid binding; metal ion binding; RNA endonuclease activity. The record is from RefSeq and is a predicted model, not a curated record. Gene Ontology annotation, cellular component: nucleus; mitochondrial inner membrane. The coding region runs from base 16 to 1290 and encodes 424 amino acids. The transcript has 2 exons. Gene Ontology annotation, biological process: apoptotic DNA fragmentation. Lineage: Eukaryota; Metazoa; Arthropoda; Insecta; Diptera; Drosophilidae.
UAGCGAAAGCGAAUUAUGAAGGGUUUAGCGUUGAUUGUCUUGAGUGCUGUGAUCUUGGCCUGUGGCCAGGCGAGGAUCCUCCAACAGGAGAAGGAUCUGUCAUGGGAAUUGCCUCUUCCCGUUCCCCUAAAUGGAGACAUCGAAGGUAGAGCCGCUGGAUGUUCUAUCAAGAUCCGUGGGUCCGAGCUGAAGGAUCCUCAGCCCCUGCUUAUAAAGCCGGGUACCUCCGAUUUCUUUGGCUAUUCUGACACCGGCGUUGUCGAUGUAGAAAAGGACAAGACUAUUGAGUUCCACUGCACCAGCAGCCUGGCCUCUCCCCUGUCCGGCAAGUCGGUGACGGCCAAGUGCGUGGAGGGAACCACCUUCAGGAUCGGCGAUAAGGACCACGAUGUGUCCGACAUCAAGUGCAGCUCCUGGCCAGCUUUUGUGGGCAAGAAGUCGGGAUCCAGCUGCAAUGGAGGCACCACUCUCAUCCGCGUGGGCUUCGAGUUGGACGGCGGCCGUUUCGCCACGGAGUACGAGGUGUGCUUCAACGAAGACGAGGAGGUCACCCGCUAUGUCUACCACACUCUGGCACCCGGAAACAACUACUACGCCACGGGCGUGGAUCGCAUCACCUUCGGCGCUGGCGGCUACUUUGCCGGCAAGAACGUGGACAAGCUCUACACCCAGGUCACGCAGAAGGAAACCAUCGACAAGGAACUGGACAUGGAUUCGGCCCGCUACUUUGAUUCGGCCAAGAAUGUGUUCUUGGCCCGUGGUCACAUGGGUGCCAAGGCCGAUUUUGUCUAUGCUCCCGAGCAGCGUGCCACAUUCCUGUUCAUCAAUGCCGCUCCCCAGUGGCAGACCUUCAAUGCCGGCAACUGGGCUCGCGUUGAGGACGGCGUCCGCGCCUGGGUGUCCAAGGAGAAGAAGCAUGUGGAGUGCUGGACCGGUGUCUGGGGUGUCACCACUCUGCCCAACAAGGAUGGCAAGCAGACCGGCCUGUACUUGGCCCACGAUAACAACGGCAAUGGUCUGAUUCCCGUGCCCAAGCUGUACUUCCGCGUGGUCAUCGAGCCCUCGACCAAGAAGGGCAUUGUCCUGGUCGGCGUCAACAAUCCCCAUCUGAGUCUGGACGAGAUCAAGCGCGACUACAUUCUGUGCGAGGAUGUCAGUGACAGGAUCAGCUGGCUCAGCUGGAAGAAGACUGACAUCUCUGCCGGUUAUUCCUAUGCCUGCGACGUCGCCGAGUUCCGCAAGAAGGUCGAUCAUUUGCCACAGUUCGCUGUGAGUGGCUUGCUGGUGUAAUUAAAUCAUUCUCCCUGUCCUCCUAUGAUUUGUCAAAGCAGUCUAUUAAAUACGUCAAAACUUGUCAUGAACAAUCGAAA